This is a messenger RNA of Lobosporangium transversale, 576 nucleotides long. RefSeq lists its product as hypothetical. NCBI's taxonomy places the organism in Eukaryota, Fungi, Mortierellomycota, Mortierellomycetes, Mortierellales, Mortierellaceae. The transcript has 4 exons. The record is from RefSeq and is a predicted model, not a curated record. Bases 34 to 498 code for a protein of 154 amino acids.
CACAACUCUAAUCAAGUUCACAGUAGAAUAGCCAUGGGAUCAUCACAAUCAAAGGGAGACAAGCAGCCCAUGGUUUUUGUCAGCGAGGAAAACCCUGUUCCUGUCAGGGUAUCCUCAGCGUUUGUCAAUCAGCUUCAACAGUCUCAGCCCAAUGCUGGAUCACUUCAGGAUAUCGAGAACCAGGUUCGUCAUCGCGUCCAAGCAGAACUUGCCAAGAUUCAUGCCGAGAAAGAUUCAUCUAUGGACACAUCCCAUGUUAAUUACAAAUCGACUACCAACGCCAAUGCUGUCGUGACCGAGCAAGAGUUGGAUCAAUUGGCGAAGAGCGCUCCUACUAAACAAAUUAAGGCCCUACCUGAGGAAAUCACGAAAGCUCAGGAGUCCCUUGUCCAAUGCUACAAGAAAAAUCAGGAGAGGUCGUUGGAUUGCUGGGCUGAGGUUCAGGAAUUCAAAGACCUGGUUCAAAAGGCUCAAAAUGCCUUUAUCGCAGCUGUUUAAGUAAUUACGCUCAAAAAAAGGAGACAUUUUAGAGACAUUUUAACAUGAAGAAUAAAUGAUUCAGUACCGCAUAGAACU